Tribolium madens (black flour beetle) is the source of this 4213-nucleotide messenger RNA. RefSeq names its product contactin-1. Gene Ontology annotation, molecular function: protein binding. The transcript is spliced from 6 exons. The record is from RefSeq and is a predicted model, not a curated record. Lineage: Eukaryota; Metazoa; Arthropoda; Insecta; Coleoptera; Tenebrionidae. Bases 207 to 1142 code for a protein of 311 amino acids.
UAUUGGCGAUCAAUAAUUUACAUACUUUGGGUGUUGUGGGUGUUGUAUUUGAUAUUUGUUGAAAUUGCCGAAGAUUAAUACACAAAAACAUGUAAAAAUACGCAAUGUACAACACUGUGAUUUUACUAGAACAACGUGCCAUGGUUUUGUGUAGUAACAGAAAAAGUAUUAUUUUUUUACAUAAACUUGUAUAAGAAUAUGGAAUUAUGUGCAUUAAAGGGGUACCAUUUCUGUGCUUACUUUUGUGUCUUGUUGUAGUGAAAGGUGCAAAAAUAUCAGAAUUUGGUGUCGAUAUUGGACGUAACUUAACACUGCCAUGCCCAAUACAGGAUACUAAAGAUGUUAUGUGGGUCAGAGAGGAAAGAGAAGAUCAUCAAAUAUCACACAUGCAAAUUAUAAACAAUGGUUCUCUGUUUCUUUCUUCGGUUGAAAGAUCUGACGCUGGGAUAUAUGCUUGUUAUAAAGCAAACAGUGUGGACGAUGAAAAGGCUAGAAUGAAAGUGGUUGUGAGGACACCUCCACCAGCUUUGGGAAAUGUGUCUGUGAGGCCAAGUUCUAUUAUUGCUUUAAUCUUGUGGGAGGUCAAUGGUACUGGAGGAUAUCCUAUUAUAAAUUUUACUGCUCAAUACCGGUUAGCUGGUUCUGAUGGGGAAUGGUUACCAAUAUCACCCAAUCAUAUCACACCAAAUUCAAGACAAAUCGACGUGUACAAACUGCAGCCUAAUACAAGCUACGAGUUUCGAAUCUGGGCCACUAAUAAACUCGGUAGGGGCGAAAUAACAACAGUUAUAGGUACUACUUCACACGAGUAUCGAGAAGAAGAAUUGGCUCGACGUAUGUUAGCUGGAGCCGAUAAAUUCGACACGAGAGUGUGGGCCGUAGCCGUGGGAAUUGUCAUGGGAACACUUAUUUUACUCGGAUUGGGAACAUGUUUCUUAUUGUACCAAGAAUGUCGCCUUCCUAGUGAUUACUUCGCAGUUCCAGAAGAACAAGAGAUUAUAGAACUAGUUCCAAAUAUUAUACUGAACCCCGGCUUUGAGGGCAACUUGCAAAGCGAGCAACUGCCCGCUGAUGAAAAUUCUAAUAAUGAGACGCCUUUGCGUUUAAACAAUAAUACGGUAGUGCAGCCUAGAAACGUAUAGUUUUUUGUUUGUUUUUAUAAAAACAGGAAAUUUGGACACGGUAGGUUGAUACUCUAGUUCAUCUCGUAUGCUUGUGUUCAAGGGCUUUGCCUGAUCAUAUUGUGAUUUAACGUUAGAUAUGUUAAGUUUUUAAAUGUUUUUUUAGUUGAGUCUAUUAUGUUGCGAACAAUUUUAUUGCAGUUACCUUUAUUCUAGUCAUUUUUCGCAUAAUUUUAGAUCAAAACCAUUUUGUAGUCUUGCGCAUUUACAAUACAAAUUUACAAAAAUAUAAUGGCUUCCAACGUCUACACGAUUGGUUGUAAUUGUCACAGAUCUGCAACAUAUUUUUAUAAACCGUUUUCUAGACAGUAUUUUAUUUUUUACGUUGCCAAAUCUGAUAAGAUUAUGGUUUUUCGUUUCUUUUUAUAGUCAUUUAUUACUGCAAUUAUAAUUUAUGGUUAUUAAUUUCUUUGUAAAAGCUCUAUCAAACCCGAAAAUAUAAAAAUAAUUAAUAGUUUUUCGUAAUAACUUACGUCAAGUAAUAAAACUACAAACAAUAGACUUUUUCCAACACUAAUAUGAUCUUAUACUGUUUCUAUGGUGCAUUUAAACUUACCUUUUAUGUAGCCCCUAAUAUUCGCUCUAUACGUCGUGAAUGACGACAUUUUGUCAAUUUUAACAUUAUUUUGACUAAUUUCUUUAUAAUCAUUUUUGAAUUUAGUAAAAUUUCUGAUCUAAUAUUAGUGUUGAAAAAAUUUUUGAAGACAACAUGACUUUUAUAGCUUAAAAAUCUCGCUCUAUUUAAAAUUACGACUUUGAUUUUUAAACUGUCUAUAAAACUCGUGUUGUCUUAAUAAAUAAUCUAAUUGUAGCAUUUUCUAGUUAUAUGAACUUUUUAUUUUCUUUAUUUGUUUAUUACAAACACAUUUAUCAUAAUCUUAUUAGAUUUGUGGCUCCUGCAUUAAUUUUAUUUGACUGAAAGUAGAAAAAUGUGUUGCUUUUUAUUUAUCUUUAAAUUUUGAUCACAUAGAACGUUUAUAAGUUUAGUUUAGUUUUUACACUCGGAGUUGUGAAUACUUAGUUCCAAGUGCAAGGUUGGCUUAUAAAUCUUGUACCAGCAAAUAGAUAGUUACUUGAACGAGGUUGUAAUUUUUUUCUUGUGCCUAAUAGUUACGGCAAAUAAUAGGUAGCAUAUCAUUUAGAGCUGUUAAUACUCAUUUAUUUAACGCAAUAAUUUUUUUGUUUAAUUUUCUUCAAUGAAAAACCAUAUGUUGUGAAAAUGUAUCAGUGCCUAUGAUAGUUUGAUAAUACUUGUAAUAGCUUUGAGCACAUUUUGUGACAAAAUAGUUAUAAUAAUCACAGACUGAUUUUUAAUUUUCUAAUAUAAUAUAGAAAGUAAAUGCAUUGUGCAUUUAUGUCUUAAAAGCUUUGUUGUAAUAAACUGCGUGGCAUUGUAUAAACACUGGUUUUGCGGAUGGUGUUAAAUCAGAAUUUUAAGCAAUGGAUUGUAAGAUAAUAACAUAAGGCUCAAAAGAAUACAUGUUUUUAACUAAUUUACAAUUUAUCUAUAAGUGGUUGAAACCAAUUAAAAUAAUAAUUAAACUAAAUUUCAAAACAGCCUUAUAUUUUUCUUUUUUUAAUUACGGUGGAACAAAUUUCUGUAAAAACAUUUUUUUUGCAGGAAAUUGUUUAUUUUAUCUUUUUGCUAACAUAUAUAUAUUGAAGCAAUAUUUAACCAUUUAUAGAUAGAUUCUACAAAUCAAUCAAUCGAUGUUUACAGUUAAUUGAUGGAAAUUGUGGAAAUCAUCUUACAAGCUGUUAAAUAAUCUCCCAAAUGUUUUAAACUAAUUAAAAUAAAACAGAGAUAAACGAAGAAGAAAAUAGGACAUGUACCAAAAUUAUUUUCUCACUUUUAUUACAUAGAAAUAACAAACUCAGACCCACUCCAUGAUAAAUUUUGGGAGAUUAGGAAAUCACUCAUUGAUUCAUCAUUCACGCCAUCACUCGCGAACAUUGCAAAAUUAUGAACAUUCUAGUGAUAAAAAUGAUAUUACAAUGAACUUGGAAAAGUUGUUAUGGAACAUUAUUAAAAUCUGAAAUACUUAUAGGUACAUACAUAAUACUUAUUUAUAAUUAUUAAUAUACAAACAAAACUCCAAUAAACGUUUACUCCGAAAAAAGGGAAACUUUUUAGUUGAUUGGGCAGUAAACAUUAUUGGAUCAUUUGCAUUUGUUUCAUGUUAAUAUGCGAUAGAUACGAUCAUAUUUAUACAGUGUGCUUUUAUACAAAUACCAUUUUACUUGUAACGUGUAUGUCUUUGUAUUGUCAUAUUCAUAUCUAUACAUAAAAAUUAAAUCGAUGUAUAAAAUUAAUUUUGAUACAAGUUAUCAGUGAUACCUAAUCGACUUUCGUGUAUUUUGCUGUAUUUAUUUUUGGUCAUGUAUGUAUACUAAUUGCUUCCUUUAGGUUUCAUCAUCAAUUUGGCUUUGUAAUGUUAGAUGAAAUCUUAAAUAGGGUGAUCUUCCACAUGCGAUUUUUGCGAAAAAGACGGUGUUUUAAAGCCUCAUUUUGUUACCAAAUUAAAUCUAUACAGGGUGUCGCCAUAUGUAAGCUCGUCGAGACAAGAUCGAUACUGUAAUAUUUGUUACACAUUUCUAAAGGUUGGAUGCUAAGAAGUGUUGGCUUAUUAAAAUAUCCAAUUAUGUUUGUUUUUGGUGGAUUUGGUGUUGUUUUAAACGUUUUAUUGCUGGUUGCAAUUUACUGUUAUGCAAUAUAAAUUAUUUUGAUAAUUAACAACUAACAAUAGGUUCACUGUUACAACAAGUUAUAAAUCAAACGGAAAAAUAAUUGACUUUUCCAAACAUGUGCCUUUGUACCAGCUUGGUACUUUGAGCUGGUUGAACCAAUUAGUGUCACUGGUUCAAAUGUCAAAAUUUUAAACUUUUUAAAGGGCGUAAUAGCAAAUACUACCAGCAUUAUAAAAGAUUCUUUCUAGAAAAUUGUUAUUAUUUUUAACAUUUGUGCCAACAGUCACACUUUUUCAUUUGGUUUGAUAAACGCAUACCUCAUAUUUAAAAAAAAAAAACACAUA